CGUGAGUCCACUUCGUUGUGAAAAAGUCGCCGCAGUCUGCUUACUUGUCUGCAACAAAGACGCACUUUUGAAAUUUUUCAGGUCAUGGAUCCUUUACAGAAUGGGAAUAAAUGCGAGGAAAACUCCCAGUUUGCUGAGGAAGAGGAGGAAGAAGAAGAAGAAGAGGAGGAGGACGAAGGAGAAGUGGACCCCAGAAUCCAGGGAGAGCUGGAGAAGUUAAACCAGUCUACAAAUGACAUUAACCGCUGGGAGACCGAGCUGGAGGACGGCCGGCAGCGGUUUCGUCUCGUGCUGGUGGAAGCAACUGUCAAGCUGGAUGAGCAGAUGAAGAAGAUCGGUCGAGCAGUGGAUGACUCUAAACCGUACUGGGAAGCUCGCAAACUGGCAAGACAGGCUCAGGUUGAAUCCCAAAAGGCUACUCAGGAGUUCCAGCGUGCAGUGGAGAUCCUGCGUGCGGCCAAGGAGACCAUCGCCCUGGCUGAGGAGAGGCUGCUGGAGGAGGACACUCGCCAGUUUGACUCUGCCUGGCAGGAAAUGCUUAACCACGCCACACAGAAGGUUAUGGAGGCAGAGCAGGCGAGAAUGCGCAGUGAAGCCGAACACAAGAAAACAGCCGUCAAAUACAAUUCCUGUAUUAGUCACAUGAGGCAGUUAGAGAAGAAACUCAAGCGCUCCAUCAGCAAAUCCAGGCCUUAUUUUGAACUGAAAGCAAAGUAUUAUCUGCAGCUGGAGCAACUGAAGUGCCACGUGGACGAGCGUCAGGCCAAACUUGCGGUUGCUAAGGCCGAGUACCGCGCAGCAUUGCACAACCUUGAGAGCAUCUCUGAGGAGAUCCAUGCGCAGCGCCGUUCCCUCGCCAUGGGAACCAGGGAGCAAGGCGUCGGCGCAGAGGGGGAUGAUGACAAGGAUAUUAGCAACUUUAAAAUGGACUCAGACGGUCUGUCAAUGGUAUCUGUGUCAGUCGAUGAGGACGGUAUUCAGACCAGCAGCUCAGAAGAGGAAACAGAAACCUGCUCCCCCUCCUCAUCUCAGAGCGUGCCCCCCUCCUCCUCUUCUUCCUCUGAUCUGACCCCAUCUUUCUCCUCCUCCAUGGACACACCCUCCCUGUUCCCCUCCUCCUCCUCUCUUUUUAGUCCCUGCUCCUACCUCCCCUUCUCCUCCUCCUCCUCUCCUGGUGUCUUGAUGAUCCCCUGCAGCGCUCAUGGUGCAGACUCGGAGUGUAGUUCUGGGCGUGGUUCACCUCUCCUUGGACCUCGUAGCCAAUGCAGCGGGGCUUCCUCUCCAGACUGCGAGCAGGAGAGAGGUGACAGAGCAGAGGGAGAAGAGGCACCAUUAGAAGCUGGUCUCAAUAAACUGACUUUGACUGUAGCACAAAAACAAGAGAGGGACUCUGGAGGUGAAGCUGACACCUGUCACUCAAAGCCGGACGUGCUCUGUUCUGGCUCAGCCAGCUCCGUUCUGCUGGUCAACACGGUCUGAUGGACCUCUAAACACUCACGUGGAGGGAGGAGACGUACAGACGAGUCGCUCCCACAUCUCACAAACAGGAUGUUCUUAUUUCCAUCGGAUGAUGAUCAGACUUUCACUGACUCAGAAUAGGAAAUCCUGUCAGCAUGAGGAGCGUCUUCGUCUUCUGUUGUGCUGUACAGCAGAAUCUCUGCAGCUUCUGCACAUUGCGGUGCGCCUGGAACAGAUUGUCUGGAGAACUCGUGUGUAGCUCCGAGACGAGUCUGUGUUGCUGUGGCAGACUUUAAAAAAAGAAAACUGUCAGUGCAAAACUGCACUUUUUGUGCUCUGCACAUUCUGUGAUGUUGACAUCAAACUCUUUAUGAAUCAGACUGCAUCAUGUUUUACUUUUGUCCUCCUCCUUUAACAAGUGUAUAGUCUGCACUAACCCACACUGCCCUUGGCAAACAUCGAUAAGCUUACUACUGACAAGUGACACUUAUAUGAUAAAGAUUUUUACAAAGUGCAGUUCUGUGAUUUUGACCUUUUGAUCCCCAAAUCAAUAGGUUUCUUGGGGUCAGUAUACCUAGUAACACACAUACCACAUUUGGUGGCAGUCAAGCAAGUAAGUCCCUUCGACUGCUCUCUUGUUUUUCACUCAGGGUCACCACAGCAAAUCCAAGGUGGAGCUGCAUGUUGAUUUGGCACGAGUUUUACACCCGAUGCCCUUCCCGACGCAACUCCACAUUACCUGAAGAAAUGUGGCAGAGGUGGGAUUUGAACCGGGAACCUUGCGCACUGAAACCAAGUGUAUUAACCACUUGACCUUCAUUUGGUGGCAGUCAAGCAAUUAGGAAAGAAGUUAUUAUGCUAAUGAGAUUUUAACAAAGUAUGUUCUGGGGACCUUAACCUUUGACCUUUUGACUUCAAAAUCAAUAGGGUUGUUAGGGUCACUAAUACUAUGCAUAAUCCCAUCUGCAGUAGGCCAGUACUCACUGACUCACUGGCUGACUGACUCGCUGACAGACUGACUUACUGACUCACUAACUCCCUGAUUGACUGACUCUGACUCCCUGAUUGAUUGAUUGACUGACUCCCUGAUCAGCUGACUUCAGUAUGGACUGACUGACUGACUCCCUGAUUGAUUGACUGACUCCCUGAUUGACUGACUCACUGACUCCAUGCACACAUCAGUUCAACACACAGCAGUUAAGAAAGUGAAGACAGCUGCAGUAUUAAUGCCCUAAAAUGAAAGAACACUUACGAUGAGUCUGAACCUUGUCAGAAAUUAUCUUCUCUUUGAUUUGUGAAUGACUGAGUGAAUGUGUUCUACAGGACAGACCAUCUGUUUCAUGUGUCUUUGUGUUUAUGAAUGAGUGAAAUUUUCAGUAUUCAUCCAUUUUCUUGCCAAAUCUUGAAAUACCUUCAUAUAGUACAAAUAUACUCUAUUUAUAUUUGUGUAUAUUUUAUGUAUUGCUAAUGUUAUUUGUGUAUGUGUGUGAUUACUGUUAUUGACACUAAAUUAGCAAUAAACCAGUUUGGCUUCAUGAAUUAUA
Molecule: messenger RNA, 3002 nt
Organism: Thalassophryne amazonica
Lineage: Eukaryota; Metazoa; Chordata; Actinopteri; Batrachoidiformes; Batrachoididae
Product: SH3 domain-binding protein 5-like
Exons: 9
Coding region: 85-1479 (464 amino acids)
Biological process (GO): intracellular signal transduction; negative regulation of protein tyrosine kinase activity
Cellular component (GO): cytoplasm
Molecular function (GO): protein kinase inhibitor activity
Source: RefSeq, a predicted model, not a curated record